AUGAAACUAUCAAACAGUCUCGCCCUUCUAUUACCUUUACUGCAGGUCACAGCAGCGCUUCCACAACCAGACCAGCCUCGUUUAGGAAAGGUGUUGCGAGCAGAAGAGCCUGCAUCAGCGCCAGCGACUUCAGGAGCUCAUGCCCCAGCUGCAGUAGCAAAAGUACAGACGGGAGAGAAGAAGGAGGAGGUAAAAGAACAGACGCCAAAGGAGAAGCCGAAAGAUAACAAGUACUUCCACGAGCCUGGCGGUGAUGAGGUCCUGGGCCACUACGACAUUCGGUACUUCAAGGAAUUAGUACCCUACGAGGAGCACCGGCCAGCAUUACGACACUUGAUUCGAAGCUAUUUGACUGUCUUCAGAGAACUCGGUAUCGAGACAUGGAUAGCGCAUGGCACUCUCCUCGGCUGGUGGUGGAAUGGGCGCAUCAUGCCUUGGGAUUACGACCUGGACGUUCAGGUCUCAAGCGCGACCCUUUACUACCUAGGCAAGCAUUACAACAGAACCACCCACGAGUACUCGUACGUUGAUCCCGUUGACGGUCAGACGCACAACAAGACGUAUCUCCUGGAUAUCAACCCGCACCACAUCGAGCGGGAUCGCAACGACGGUAUGAACGUCAUCGAUGCACGCUGGAUCGACAUGUCUAAUGGCAUGUUCGUCGACAUCACCGGACUGGCUGAGCGUGAGCCUGGAAAGAGCCCGGGCAUCUGGAGUUGCAAGAACUACCACCGAUACCGAACGCGCGAUCUGUACCCGAUGCGAGAGUCCGAGUUUGAGGGCGUGCCAGCCACUAUUCCGUAUAGCUUCGAUCGUAUUCUUACUGAAGAGUAUGGCAUGAAAAGCUUGGUAACUACCGAGUUUAUGGGUCAUCGCUGGGAGCCCGAUCUCAAGGAAUGGAUCCGGGUGCAGAAGCCCGACGACCCUAAAGCUUAA
Messenger RNA from Pyricularia pennisetigena, 936 nucleotides. RefSeq lists its product as uncharacterized. Lineage: Eukaryota; Fungi; Ascomycota; Sordariomycetes; Magnaporthales; Pyriculariaceae. The transcript is spliced from 2 exons. The record is from RefSeq and is a predicted model, not a curated record. Bases 1 to 936 code for a protein of 311 amino acids.